This is a messenger RNA of Symbiodinium natans, 312 nucleotides long. NCBI's taxonomy places the organism in Eukaryota, Dinophyceae, Suessiales, Symbiodiniaceae. The record is from the annotation of a GenBank genome assembly.
AUGUCAAGCCUGAUGUCGUGCCCUCACCGUUGUCCAUCAUAUGGUGCCUUGACUUGUGCAUCUACACUGAUUCUGCAGACGCUGAAUCUGGAUCUUUCCAAGGAGUCCGUAGACGCCAUCUUGUUGGCAUGCCUUGGUGGUGUGCCAUGCCAAGAGAUGCCAAGCUAUGCGUUCAUGGAAGGGAGUUUCUUUAACAUCUCUUGUAAAAUGCGGGGCUCUAAGCUUCUCUCCAAGGUUUCGUGCCGGCUGGCCGCCAGAAGAGUCGGCCACAAAGGCCACGACAUGUCGUUUGGAGCAUGUGGAGUGUCAUGA